GUAAUUAUACUAGUAUCUUCAAUUGAGUCUCCAUUUUUUAAUUCAGAUUCAAUCUUUGUUUUCUUCACUACUGUGCUUUUCUUUUAUGCGUACAUAAGUAGUAAUAUGUAUCUUUAUUCUUGCUAUUUCACUCUUAAUUAAUUAUUUUUAUGUUGCAAGUUCUGUCAAGGGGAGGGGAGGCUGUACAGAUGACUACUGACCAUGAACCUAAUACUGAGCGGGGCAGCAUUGAGAACAGAGGUGGCUUUGUCUCAAACAUGCUAGAAAAAAGAAACUUCUUUUGGAACAGAAUGGACCACAUGUUGCAAGAAUCUCAGUUUACGAGGGGUGUGAGAGAGAGGUUGUUGAGGCUGGGAAGCAAUCCAAUGAGUUCUUGCAAUAGUUAUCUGCAGAAAGUUCCGGCUAUUGUUCAUGGAAACUUGAAGCUCUCCGAGAGCCAUGCAAUCCUAUUAUAUCUUGCUUCUGCUUUUACUGGAAUUGCUGACCAUUGGUUAGUAGAACCAUCUCAUCUGCUUCUUGUGACCUGAUGAACUGCUAUUGUUCC
Arachis ipaensis is the source of this 544-nucleotide messenger RNA. The record is from RefSeq and is a predicted model, not a curated record. Lineage: Eukaryota; Viridiplantae; Streptophyta; Magnoliopsida; Fabales; Fabaceae.